UCUCCCCCUUGUGUUUGUUGUAUGCGAUCUCUCCAAGAUUCUCUGUGUAGUUUUGUGUGGGUUGCCAUGGGUGUUAUACUUGAGUGUUUUCAUUUUAUAAUUUAAUUUCGUUAUUGGUUUUGCUUGCGCUUUAGUAUUUAUACAAGAUGGGCGAUCCAGCAGAGGGAGAAAAGCUGUCAAAGAAAUGCCAUUGAAAAUGUCUUGCCGACUGGGGAUGUCUACUUGGUGUCGCCUGAGGCAGAUGCACAGGGUGGCUGGCUGGGGUCGGAUGGUUGCGGGGUUGUCUGGCUCCACUGACCUGCAUUGCCGCCCUGUUGACCUGCAGCGCCGGCUCCUGGCCACCACCAGUGAGCUGAAACGGCGACAGAAACAGGCGAAGAAGGAGCAGGAGCGGCUGGAGAAGGAGAAGGAGCGGGGGGCGCAGCGUCCGCCGGCCGCCGCCGGAGCCGAGGCCGCCAAGUCGUCAGCCGCCGCCGAGGGCGAGCUCACCGCAAAUGAGUACUACAAGAUGCGGGUGGCGGGCGUCACGACGGCCAAGGAGGCCGGCCAGAACCCGUUCCCGCACAAGUUCCACGUCACCACCAGCCUACAGGAGUUCAUCAGCUCGUACGGCAGCAUCGAGGACGGCUCGGUGGUGGAGGACGUCACCGUCUCGGUGGCCGGCCGAGUGCACUCCAUCCGCGAGAGCAGCGCCAAACUGCGCUUCUACGACCUGCGCGGCGAGGGCGUCAAAAUUCAGAUAAUGGCCAACUACAAGCUGUACGGGUGUCCGGACGAGUUCGCUGCCGACACGGACAAGCUGCGGCGCGGCGACAUUGUCGGCGUCACCGGCCACCCGGCCAAGACCAAGAAGGGCGAGCUGUCCGUGGUGCCGCAGCAGCUGCAGGUCCUCACGCCCUGCCUGCACAUGCUGCCCUCCAUGCACUACGGCCUCAAAGAUAAGGAAACGAGGUAUAGGCAGCGAUAUCUCGACCUUAUCAUGAACGACGAUGUGCGGAACAAGUUCUUUGUCCGAGCCAAGAUCAUCAGCUACCUGCGGAGUUUCCUCGACCAGAUGGGCUUCCUGGAGAUCGAGACGCCGAUGAUGAACAUGAUUGCCGGCGGCGCGACGGCCAAGCCGUUCGAGACGUUCCACAACGAGCUCAGCAUGAAGCUCUUCAUGCGGAUAGCUCCCGAGCUGUAUCACAAGAUGCUGGUGGUCGGCGGCCUGGACCGGGUAUACGAGAUCGGGCGGCAGUUCCGGAACGAGGGCAUCGACAUGACGCACAAUCCCGAGUUCACCACCUGCGAGUUCUACAUGGCGUACGCCGACUACAACGACCUGAUGGAGAUCACCGAGACGCUCGUCUCCGGCAUGGUACGCUCAAUAUUCGGCGGCACCAAGGUCACCUACCACCCUGACGGGCCGGACGGCGAGGCAUGGGAGGUGGACUUUGCGCCGCCAUUCCGCCGACUACACAUGAUGCCCGAGCUGGAGAAGGCUCUUGGUGUCUCCCUUCCCGCCGCCACCGAGUUCAACACUGAGGCGGCGCGCGCGGAACUGGACCGAUUGUGUGUGAAACACGAGGUGGACUGCGCGGCGCCGCGCACCACCGCCCGCCUCCUGGACAAGCUGGUCGGCGAGUUUCUCGAGGAGACGUGCGUACAGCCCACGUUCAUCCUGGAUCAUCCGCAAAUCAUGUCGCCGCUGGCUAAGUACCACCGCUCGCAGCCCGGCAUCACCGAGCGGUUUGAGCUGUUCGUCUGCAAAAAGGAGGUGUGCAACGCGUACACGGAGCUGAACGAUCCGACCACGCAGAGGCAGAUGUUCGCCAUCCAGGCUAACGCCAAGGCAGCUGGUGACGACGAGGCACAGCUGAUUGACGAGAACUUCUGCACGGCACUGGAGUACGGCCUGCCGCCGACCGGCGGCUGGGGCAUGGGCAUCGACCGGCUGGCCAUGUUCCUCACCGACUCCAACAACAUCAAGGAGGUGCUCUUCUUCCCGGCCAUGAAGCCAGAGGACAACAAGCCUGCCGACCAGGCGGCGACAGAGGGUGCGGAAACCAAGAGCUAACCUGCGGCCGCGCCGCCACUAGCUCCAUGGGUGUUCAGGGCUCGCUCUAGUUAUUUAUGAUCAUCUUUGGUUUGCUGUUGACCCCGGGACAUGUCUCCGCGUGACGUUUGCAAAUAAAUUCGUCUUCGGACGAGUCAUCCGGA
Amphibalanus amphitrite is the source of this 2199-nucleotide messenger RNA. RefSeq names its product lysine--tRNA ligase-like (gene LysRS). The coding region runs from base 185 to 2056 and encodes 623 amino acids. The record is from RefSeq and is a predicted model, not a curated record. Gene Ontology annotation, molecular function: lysine-tRNA ligase activity; tRNA binding; ATP binding. Lineage: Eukaryota; Metazoa; Arthropoda; Thecostraca; Balanomorpha; Balanidae. Gene Ontology annotation, biological process: lysyl-tRNA aminoacylation. The transcript is spliced from 11 exons. Gene Ontology annotation, cellular component: cytoplasm; cytosol; mitochondrion.